Cuscuta epithymum is the source of this 917-nucleotide messenger RNA. NCBI's taxonomy places the organism in Eukaryota, Viridiplantae, Streptophyta, Magnoliopsida, Solanales, Convolvulaceae. The record is from the annotation of a GenBank genome assembly.
GGAGAUUUUAACAAACCUUGACACCUUGUAAGUUGUAAGACCAAACCCGGAAAAUAGCAUAGGAAACACUUGCAUAUAUUCAAUGAUGAUCCACCAGCUUGAAUCUGAACCGCGGUUAGGCUUCAAUACCGUAGUCCAUAGGGGAAGGGGAAGAAGAUGACGAAAUUGGUGUAAUAGCAGGGCCGUGAAAUUGAAAACAUUUAGACAUCAAACCCCAACGAAAUCCCAAACGCGGAGAUCAGAGACGGCCGUUUGCAGUAUGAGUGACCUCAAUAACCCCGCCUCUUUCCCGCCUCAGCCUCAGACGGUGGCGUCCACUGACGAUUCUCACCCUCCGCCACCGUCGACCUCUGACGAAGCCCCUGCUCAGAUCCCACAAGAUGCAACCCCUCCUCCCCAAUUUGAUCCUAGCCGAAUGAUUGGCAUCAUCAAAAGGAAGGCUUUGAUCAAAGAUUUGGCUGCUGUAUACCAUGCCGAGUGCCUUUCAUAUUGUCAACAGCUUUUGGAACUUCAAAGAAAACUAGAAGAGCCACAAGUUGACAUAAAAACUCCCGAGGAUCCAAGGAAAGAGCUGUCAAGACCCCCAAAGAGAUUAAAGAAAGCACGUUAAGCACCCAGUUUACUCGACGGAGUCAAUCAGUCAAUUGAAAAUUAGGAAAGAUUUGGCAUGAGCCUCCUGUUUAUGUAAAAGUUGAUAGUUUUAAACUAUUAGCCUACAUGGCUCUUUCCAUUGUGAUUUUUUAACGUAUAGUAGUAGACAAUGUUGAAAGGAAAACCACACUACGUUUAGUUAUGUCUAAACACGCUGUGAAUCUGAAAUAUCUGAUGUACUAAUGUGUUAGGAGAAAGGAGGUGUCAAGACUCAAGAUACCCACUUCUUAGGCUCUGAUAAAUAUGCUGGACAGUUUUUUCCUCUA